Exophiala oligosperma is the source of this 834-nucleotide messenger RNA. RefSeq lists its product as uncharacterized. Gene Ontology annotation, cellular component: mitochondrion; nucleus. The record is from RefSeq and is a predicted model, not a curated record. The transcript is spliced from 2 exons. Gene Ontology annotation, biological process: mitochondrion organization. Lineage: Eukaryota; Fungi; Ascomycota; Eurotiomycetes; Chaetothyriales; Herpotrichiellaceae. Bases 112 to 609 code for a protein of 165 amino acids.
CUUCACAUACGUCCAAAGCACAACUUGUUCAACUCUGCUCUAAAUCCCGCAGCUUUCCUCUUAUUACUUCCUUCGAAUCUUAUCAUCUCUCCAACACACUCGAUCUUCAAAAUGCCUCGUUCUCGUGGUGGUGCAGGACCUUCCCGAUCGGCCCCGUCGAGGCCUACGGCUUCAGCACCUCGGGCUGCCGCGCCACAGCAGCAACAACACCGACCCAUGUCGACCGCUCCCACGGCACCUGCUCAGCAAGCCCAUGCUCCUCCGGCUCAGGCCUCACAAGGACCCGGUCUGUUCGGCCAGAUGGCAAGCACUGCAGCUGGUGUUGCAGUCGGAUCCUCAAUUGGCCACGCCAUCGGCGGAUUCUUCGGCGGCGGUUCCUCUGCCCCGGUCGAGCAACAACAGCAACCCACCGAUGCCUAUGCACAAACCGGAAAUGCGAUGGACAACAGACUGUACAACCAGACCUCGUCCGCCGAAGCUACCGGUCCUUGCGCCUCCGACAUCAAGAGCUUCACCGACUGCAUGAACCAAAACCAGGGCAACAUGACAAUCUGUGGCUGGUACCUCGAACAACUCAAGGCCUGCCAACAGGCUGCUCGACAAUACUAGAAUGACCCUGACGAGCUUUGAUCAUCCCGAUGCUGGGUGGAAGUUGUUUUCAUCAACAUGUAAAUAGCCAAUAGCAUUCUGGUUUCAGAUGGCGGGAAGACCAAAAGAAAAACUCUGCUGCAUUUGUAUUGCGCGAAAGAUGUAUCAAUAUAUAGUCAGCCAAGGGGGACACACAGGUCACCAAUUCAAGCUUGUUACUCCUCUCAAUGAUAUUUUGACAACUUA